AUGGCAGACGAACAACCAGAUCUUGUGGCUGGACACCCACCAGCAGUUAAGGCAGGUGGUAUGCGCAUUGUGCAACACAAGACGCCUACGGCCGAGCGUCCAGUAAAUGAUGCCGAGGAUUGUACAGAAUUGACGGAAACUGCUGGUGGGAAUAGCAUGUCUGUAAGCGGCGCUCCCCUGAAGGGCAAUAUUGUGCAUACACCACAGGCCGUACAGGUCGCCCAUGCGCCCAAACCACCGGCGUUUGUUGCACGUAAGCCAACAAUAAUUAUUCAACAACCGCGUAAAUGA
Molecule: messenger RNA, 291 nt
Organism: Rhagoletis pomonella (apple maggot)
Lineage: Eukaryota; Metazoa; Arthropoda; Insecta; Diptera; Tephritidae
Product: death-associated protein 1-like
Exons: 3
Coding region: 1-291 (96 amino acids)
Biological process (GO): apoptotic signaling pathway; negative regulation of autophagy; cellular response to amino acid starvation
Molecular function (GO): death domain binding
Source: RefSeq, a predicted model, not a curated record